AUGCCUAAUGCAAAAUAUGAAGAAGAUAUUGUGUUCAUGAUUUGUAUGACAGUUCAUUGGAAAGAUAAUCCUGAACUGUUAAAGCAAAUCUGUCUUGUUGACGUUGAAACUGCGUUAGACUCACAGUUAAUUACGAUUAUAUGCGGAUCUCAA
Molecule: messenger RNA, 153 nt
Organism: Funneliformis geosporum
Lineage: Eukaryota; Fungi; Glomeromycota; Glomeromycetes; Glomerales; Glomeraceae
Source: the annotation of a GenBank genome assembly